This is a messenger RNA of Sitodiplosis mosellana (orange wheat blossom midge), 7384 nucleotides long. Its product is annotated as nuclear factor related to kappa-B-binding protein. Gene Ontology annotation, molecular function: protease binding. The transcript is spliced from 8 exons. Gene Ontology annotation, cellular component: Ino80 complex. NCBI's taxonomy places the organism in Eukaryota, Metazoa, Arthropoda, Insecta, Diptera, Cecidomyiidae. The record is from RefSeq and is a predicted model, not a curated record. The coding region runs from base 1044 to 6854 and encodes 1936 amino acids.
UAAACAGUAGGUGCGCGCGAGAAAAAUCAAGGCAAAAAAAAUUAGUGCAUUCAACGAGAUAAUUUCAAUCUUUCUUCUUUUUUUCUCAUUAAAAUUCGUGUGUGUUUGUAAGAAAUGAAUAUUUCUCCGCAUACGGAGUACAAAUUGAUUGAACUCACGAAAGUAAUUCGAAACUAAGAGUACCGAUGUGAAUAAACGAAGGAAAAGUGGUCAAUUGAAUACACAUAUUAUCAUUGUUUUUUGCUCGCACAAAUUGAUAUGUGAAACCACACAUAGGGCAUACAUUAGCCAAUAUGACUGUUAUGUUCAUCAUUCACUUUGAUAUGGAGAGCAGCCAAUGUAUUAACACACAAAUGCAGAAAGUGUAAUUUAAACGACGGAAAGAUACCGUAGUGCUGCUUUUUUUCUUGAACACAUGCAAAUUAUUCGCAUUUUGUUGCAAUUUUCUUUGGGCUAUAGCACUUUUACUGAACAGUUUUCGCAGACGAUAAGUGCACAUAAAAACGCUGUCAAUGUUUUCUAAUUGUCUUGAUGUCUGCGUUGAAUUUGUUUUGACAACACUGGUACCAACAACAAUAAAUCCAAACCACAACGAACCCAAAAUCGAAAUUUUUGAGUAUUAGGAAAUGAAGAAUAAAUAAAAUAAAAAAAAUGAACAAAAAGUUCAUUAUUAUGAACUAGAUAAUAAUACAAAUCGCAUAUAUUAACAUAAUAUAGUAUUGCGCUUGGUUUAGUGUGAUGUAACAAAUGCUGCUUUUCUGAUUUUAGAAAUAUCGUGAAUUCGAAGGAAGUUAUAGCAGACGAAUUACUUUGAAGUUCCAAAUCUGAAAAUACAGCGAUCGCUAGAUUUCCAACAACAUAACCUAAAAUCGAUUGAGCAUCAUUUGGCUAUUGGAGUGGCAGUGUUUCUGAAGCCAUUUACUUUGCUUGAACACGCAACCGGAAGACAUGGAAAGAAUAUCGUCCGUGUCAGCUAAUUCAACGUAUUACUUACAGAAGAACGUUGUGUAGAAAAGUCAUUUGAGUUGGAUUUUAAAUGGGUGAUGAUGGCGCAUAGUGCAAAUAUGAUGAUAGAUAAUAUGUCAGAUUCGGAUAGUUCCGAUUCAUCGGAGAGUGGUACGUCGUCAAGUGCAUCGUCAAACAGUUCGGAAUCAGAACAAUCGAGUCAAUCCCUUGAGCCGGCCCGUAUUCUAAAACAAAACCUUGAACUCCCAAAGGGUCUAUGUGAAAAUCUCAGCAUUUUCAAUGAAUUCUUUUCGCUUGAUACGUGGCGAUGUCUACCCGAUCACAUGAAAGAUCAGUUGAAACCGCUUUUGCCAAAUUUUUCAGGUGUUUGUGACAAUGACAAAAAAGAGAUUCAACGCGAAACCAAUGCUACGGUACAGAAAUUAUUCACAAAUCAAAUUACUCGUUUCGAGUCAUCGCCGCUGAUCGAUUUCCAACGAAAUCUGGAGGAAGGGAACUAUCGACCAGAUAUUUCACGGUUGCGAGCCAAUAUCAAGAAAAGUCAACGUCGAGAGCAACGAUUCCAAAAUUGCGAACGCAUCAGUCAGCUCGCCAAGUCUCUAACUGUUUCAUGUGAACAACAGUUGAGGCACGCUUACGAUGGUAUGGCCAUCGAAACGGUAAACCGAAACAAAAAGAAGAAAUCACCAAACAAGUUGGUUGCAAAUGCAGCAGCCAUUCGAUCGAAGAAACGAUAUUUUGAGGAGAUUGCGAAAAUUCGCGAAGAAGUUGGCUUAGACUCGGAUCUGUCUGACGAUGACAAUUACCCAGACGGUCUAGCAAAGAAACCAAAACGAAAUGUUGGAAACAAUCAAGUUGGACUGAACACCGGUUCAGAGCCAAGAAUCAUCAGUACUAUGGCUUCAAAGAGCAGCAUUCAAUCGUCCAAUCAACAGUCACUUGUCGGGAAUCCAGAUGCCGAAGAAAUAUUACGAGAAUUGCUUCUGCAACACAAAACACGAAAACAAGAGGAUCCGGAGCACAUUGAAUUGGAUACAUCGGAAAUAAAGAUAAGCGACAUUUAUGCACGAACAUAUAAUACGCCAGGACGAAAACCAACCGUAAAAGUGCCUAUAAAUACCGAUUUUGAUGUAAACCAAAUUAAGAUCGAGCCCGAUCUGAAAAUCGAUCAUAUGGAAACUGAUUUGUUACCGCCGGUCAGUUCAUCGUUCGACAUUCCAUCGAUGGAUACAUCUCACAUCAGUCUGUCGUCACAGUUUGUUGGUCUGCCACGGAACAACUCAUUCUUGGAUAAGAUAUCGACAAUAUCACCGACAAUGAGUAUGAAAGACUCACUGGGCGAUAUUGGCCAGUUGAAGCCGGAGAUCAAGGAAGAGAAACUAGAAGCAGACGUAUGCAAACAGUUCCUCAAAGAUGAUGAUUUUAAACCAAAUAGAUCAAUUGAAUCUCUUGACACAAAGAACCGUUCCGGCGUAAUGUUCAGCUCGGCUGGUAACAAAGAUAAGAAGAAACAGGUAUACGAUGUGCUGAUUGGUAAUCCGAGCUCAAAACCAUCGCUGUAUGUGAAAGACGAAAAUCUGAAUGCAUCCAGCAUUGAUCCAAAAUUCAACGAAAACAUCCUGCCACUUGUUUCUUCUAUUACAACACCAACCAUUUCAUGUUCCAUGUCAUCCGAUAUGAAAAUAGACAAAAGUCCCGGUGAUAAGCUGCUAAAGAACAACAGUUCAUUGACAUUUUCCGAUAAAUCACUGAAAGCGGACUCAUUCAGCGAUUUGGAUGGUAUUGACAUUAUGCGAUUACCGGUUGAUCUUGGCGAACCGGGCAAUAUUGACAUUUUGGAUCAUAUUGUUGCUGAUAUGAAACCGGAUCUGCUUCAAGAGACACAUGCCUGUUUCUUAUCGCUCAUUCGAGACAUAUUUUGCUCAACACCUGACCAUCGAAUCACAUUGGAAAGUUUACAUGGAAAGAUCUCGGCUUGGGUGGCCAAUCCAAUAACAGCGCUAAAUGACUGGUAUGGCCUAGCGGACAGCUGGUUAGAUUUGCUGCAGUCGGCCGUUUACUUUCUCGCGGGAGAGUUUGUCGAUCAACCGGAUGAUUUUGUUCCAUACAUUGAAUACAAGUCAAAUUUGAACAUCUACCAAUGGAUCGGGGCUGGCCGGGACCGGGAUCAGCAUUUGAAACAGCUGUGCGAAUAUUGGCUCACACGACGCAAUGAAAUGGGUAUAAAACCACAUUCGAAGGUGGAAACGGAGAUAUUUCGAAGCAAGCCAAACAAUAUCGUUUCAAUCGAAGAAACUCGUGCAAAUGCUUCAGACAGAGCAGUUUCACCACCACCGCUUCCGCGUUGUCCAACGAACUGGAUUGUACAGAAAGCAUCGGCCGAAGAAAUCCUCGAGUUUCGUGAACAAGAACGCAGACGUUUUGAGCACCCCGACAGAGCAUUUACAUACCGUAUGCAUGGCUUUGAAAGUGUUGUUGGUCCAGUAAAGGGUAUUUAUACACAAAUUCCAGCAAUGACCAAAGCACGUGGUCACACUAUGCUUACGACUGAUCGCCCUAGUUUUGUGACAAUUUUAACAUUGGUACGUGAUGCAACGGCAAGACUUCCGAAUGGUGAAGGCACACGAGCCGAUAUUUGUGAACUGCUCAAAUCAUCUCAAUACCUUUGCCCGUCAGCGUCUGAAACGGUGCUGCAAACGAUUGUCAGCGGGGCACUUGAUCGGAUGCACACGGAAAAUGAUCCAUGUGUGCGGUAUGACUCGAAGCGAAAAAUCUGGAUUUAUUUGCAUCGAAAUCGAACGGAAGAAGAGUUCGAGAUUAUGCACCAACAAUUCCAAGGUCUCAGCAAGCACAAGAAACAGAAUACACGCAAGUCAAAAGUGAAGAAUUCCACGCCAAAAACGCCCGACUCAAAUCUAGCGGAGAAUAACCCGCCAGCCGAGUGUUCUGAAUUAUUGAUUAAUUCACCAUCUGCUCCUUUGUCGAAUGCCGCGAUUCCGAUUGGGACGACGCCAAAGAAAAAGGUCACCAUCAAAACGAUACCGGCUCAAGGAAUUGUUGCAAUAUCUGGCGCAACGCAUCACGCACCAACAAAUGCUCAGCCAACAAUUCCGGCAACAGUAAAACUAACACAACCACCUGUAAUUAUCUCAUCGAUGAGUUCGCUUCCAGUUCCUGCUCUCAGUUCCAUCAAUUCACCUACGCUCACCACAAAUCCACCGCCGUUGAUUAACAAAGUUAUAACGACGCAAAAGAAAACGAUCAUCAAACCGGAAUUGGUGCCGAUUCAGCAGAUGAAUGAAGCCAAAGUUGAAGCGAUGGACAUUGAAACGACUCUAGAAAAUGCACCGAUCAUAAUAAGCAAAUCGCCGACAGUACAAAACCAACAAGCGCAAAUUACAGGGAUUAUAAUAGAUAAAAAUCAAAAGAUCAACACGAAAAUCAUUGGCAAACCAACCAUUGGCAUUGUUUCUGCAGCUCCUAGCUCAGCCGCUCAAAUAAAAGUUUCAACUGCUGGUGGCAUUCAAACCGUUCACGUUUCACCCGGUCACACACUCAUUAAAUCGCAACAGGGUCAAAACGCUCUGUUGCAAACCACCGGCGGUAAUCAAUCGAUCUUGACGGCGAAUCAAAUGCGUCGUUCACAGCAUACAAAAGCUCUUCCGCCCUUGGUUGCUGCACAGUCACCGUCCAAUCACAGCUACGUUAUACCGAUAAGCAUUGGAAAAAGUGUUGCCAAUGUUAACAAAACGUUUCAACCGGUUGUUGCCCAAACCACCACGAAAUCCAUCUCACCGAAAACCAUCAAAACGUCAACAGUACCAAUUUCGGCCACUUCGAAUAGUCUACAACGCACUUCGUUGCCACAAAUUGUGACCGUUAGCGGCAACAAAACAAUCAUACGCACGGCUGCCAAUACCGUUCCGGCUGGAAAGAGUUUGAUAAAUCCAUCGGUGGUUGCGGCAAAUCGGCAGCAGCAAACCACUAUGCAAAUCAUUCAAGCCAAAUCAUUGUCACAGCAAAAUAUCAUUGUUUCGCCGAGCGGAGCAAAUGUGAUUGGCGGCAAUCAGAAAGCAACAAUUGUCGGUACAUCGUCACCAAUUAUGGUCCAGAAGCUUAUUGCGGUUUCGAAAACUGGCACUCCCACCAGCAAUGUAAUGGUUACCAGUUCUCCAUCUAUCUGUAAUGUUAAUACGAUCGGAACGACAACAACACCGCCCGGUACGAGUCUCAUCAAUCCGCAAAUCAUUCAAAUUCAUCAGACAAAUCAAGAUAAAGCACCGACAACAGCAAAAGUACAAACAAUAUCCACCGCAAAUCUCUCUCCAAUGCAGCAACAGAGUUUGCUUCAAUCAAUCAACAAACAAAUCCGUGUGCAAGGCAUCCAGCAAAGUGGUACCGGUCAACAAAAUUUGAUCAUUAAACCGCAGCAAGUUCUGACACAAAUUCAAAAGCAAAUCCAACUGGCUCCCGUUCAAACGAGCUCCUCGUUGAUUGACGCCCAGAUUCAGUUGGUAUCGACGGCAUCGGCCAGCAAUACUCAGCCAAUCAUUUCUAGAGCGGCUGUUAAAUCAACCACAAGUCUCAUUCAAACGUCAUCAACGACCAGUCCGGUAACUAGUGUUCGCACCAUUUCCGCUAACAGUCCAUUGAUUGGCAAAAUGAUUACCGAUCAAUUUAUAUCUUUGGAAAAUCUCGUGCAACAGAACAAAGUGAAUAUGUCGUCAGUACGUAUAGCCACUGCAAAACCCGGGCAAACCACAAAUCUUAUCCAAUUGACUGGAACGCCGGGCUCUCAAAUGACACAAUAUGCCGUCGUUUCAAUUCCCCAGCCACGUUUGGUGACAACACCGGCGGCCAAUACAAAUGCAUCGACAAUAAGUGGCCAAGUCGUUUCGGUGAGUGGAGUGAAGACAUCAUCUGGUGUGUCAGGCUUAUCGAAUGUAAGUUCAAGUGCCUCAAAACCUGAAAUCGUGAAAAUCAGUGGAAAAAACACAAUGAUUUCGCAUCCAACAAUAAUCCAAAGCCAACAAUCGGGUGCGGUCACACCAAAAAUUGUGCAAUCGGCCCAAUUGCAGCCAAUCACAGCGCAGCAGCUGAUCAAUGCAAAGGUUCUGGGUGUACAAGGUUUCCAGGGAAUAUCACCAGCCACACAGCUCAAUCAACGAGUUAAGGCGGGUAGUAUUCGAAUGGUGAACGCUUCAAAUUUGAACAUAGCCAAUAUUGAUGGGAAAUCGAUCAUAAUUGCAAAAGCACCAACGCAAAUGAUUCAGUCGCCUGGCCAAAUCUCAAAGUCAUCACUAUGGACGCAGCAAGGUAAUAAUGUCGGAAAGGCUAAUAUCAUAAGUACCCUACCGGCUGGUAGCCAAAUUCAAGGUUCACAAGUUAUGUUUGGCAAUCAAAUUGUGAAGAUUCAACCACAACAGUCCAUCGCUUCGGUACAAUCGGGCAAUUCGUCAACACCAACGAUGUCUGUUAUAAAUUUGAAUGCCAAUUCGGCGAAUAGCACAGGAACCACUGCGACAGCCAGUGUAUCGAAUGUUGUGACGGGAUCAAGAACCGGUCAAACCGUUGUGCUCGGUUCAACUGGUCAAGCAAUUAAAGUACAUGCACCAACCAUGAUGACGACAACCGCCGGCGACAAACCAACGUUUAAGAAUAUCAUCAAAGGAGCGGCACCUGGCCAAAGGGUGGUUCUGGCCGUACAAGGUGGAAGUCAAUUCAUAUUGCCGCAAAAUUUCCAAGGUGGUACAAUCAAUUUGAAAUCAUUACAAGGUCUCAAGAUGAUUCCGAUACAGCAAACUACACAAAUUCAAUCGAACAUAAAUUCACAAAUCACUGGCAACCAAUCAAUAAAACCGCCCAAUUCAGCUACCGGUGACAGCUAAAUUGAACAUUUUGUGAACGAAGUAUAUGCGUUCUGUCAAAACUACGACAACAUUCUUUCAGAAUCAUCAUUUUUGAAAGCAUUUGAACUAAAUAAACGAAUAAUCAUGGUGUAUCCACGGUUUAUUUGCUUGAACGAAAUUGCAUGUUCAAUGUAUAUAAAAAGAAAACCACUUAUUUUCAAUUGGAAAAUAAUAUUAUGAUCUAAAUCAAUGUAAAUUAAAUUGAUGUUGAUACAAUCAUCAAUACACCGAUUAAACGAAUAAUAAUUCUAGUACUUUAAACAACAACAAUAAUAAUAAUCAUAGAUGCAGAUUAAACGCGCGUUUUGAUUUCAAGUAACAUUCAUUUUUAUCGUUGUUUAACAUACAAUUUCCCAAUACUCAUGUAGCAUAGCGGAGAACGAUUUAAAUGAUCAAGAUUUUGCUUUUUGUCAAAUACAUCAUUGUUGUAGGAAAAUGUAAUUGUUGCAUGAACUGAAAAACCGUAGCAAUAAAAACAAACAAUUAGAUUAUUUGACCAUUUUCGAAAA